AUGUCCCGAGAAUCCCCUACGCUCAGCACAGACGGCGAUGUCUCUGCACGCUUGGCCAGCCCGAGCGAGACACAAGUGAUCAGCGACUACAUCGAACGAGCCCAGAGAAAGUCAGAUGCCCAGCAACAGAGCCGGCUUGGAUCCCUUCGAUCUCGCCUCGUUGCAGACGACGAGGCCCUGCAGAGACAGAUCGCUGCUCUCAAGAUCGACAUACUUCAUCCAGAUGAAACGCUGCCUGAUCAGUCAGAUGGAACGCUCCAACGUGCCAGAUCGACAGUUACGAUGAUCGAUGGCGUACUCGAGAUGCUCGAGGCUUCCCUCGUUGCCAUCGAUGAUCCGCCCUUCAAGCGUGUCUACACCAGCGCUCUCGCCAACAGUAUGAUCCAGGACUCGCAGCUGGCGCGUGCUGAGCCAUCGCAGUUCGAGAAACUGACAGAGAGCGCCAUAAAGCCCACAAGAAGCUCACACGCGCGCUCGAUGGUCUCACACAGGACCAUGCAGCAGAUCACCAUACCACCAUCGACGCUCGACCACUUCAGAAGAAGCUCAAGUCAUUCAUCAAGAACAUCUAAUGGCAACGUAGCGUAUAUGAACAAGCAGGCGAGCAAGCCACCCACCUUUGCUAACGUGUACUGGCGGCGCGAGGUCGGCACGGCGAGACCAUGCUUCAUCUGCAAUCGCGAGACGACCAUCUGCUUGGCGACGAGUGACCUAGCAGACUUUGUAUACACAUGCCAGUCACAUCUGUCGGAUCGCAACUUUGCUUCGGCUGUUGCUCCUGUCACACCACCCGCCUCGCCUGCAAUACCGAGUCCAACGCCGCCAAGCAAGCCCACCGAGGCAGACAUUGCCAAAGCGACGGCAGACUACCUCGCAAAGCACCCGGAAGCGGCCAAAGACGCCAAAAAGUCUGUGCCCCCUGUCAAACCUAUCGCUCUGCCGGCCACGGUCACCGAGCCAGCAGCACCGCCGGCCGAGCCGCCGAGGAAAUUCACUCUCAAUCGACACUACUAUCAGAUCAGACUCGACCAUCACAAGCGGAUAUGGCAGACCAAGCAAGCCAGGGAGAUGGCAAAGACGCUGCCCUCUGCGCCGAGUAGUCGGCCAGGCGCGUCCACACUCGGCUGA
Molecule: messenger RNA, 1128 nt
Organism: Mixia osmundae IAM 14324
Lineage: Eukaryota; Fungi; Basidiomycota; Mixiomycetes; Mixiales; Mixiaceae
Exons: 6
Coding region: 1-1128 (375 amino acids)
Biological process (GO): vacuolar transport
Cellular component (GO): endosome
Source: RefSeq, a predicted model, not a curated record